Molecule: messenger RNA, 3897 nt
Organism: Fusarium pseudograminearum CS3096
Lineage: Eukaryota; Fungi; Ascomycota; Sordariomycetes; Hypocreales; Nectriaceae
Gene: STE6-1
Product: STE6-1
Exons: 4
Coding region: 1-3897 (1298 amino acids)
Biological process (GO): transmembrane transport
Cellular component (GO): membrane
Molecular function (GO): ABC-type transporter activity; ATP hydrolysis activity; ATP binding
Source: RefSeq, a predicted model, not a curated record
AUGACUGCCGAUACGAACCAUAAUGACAACCGCGAAGAACAAAAGAAGCACCCUUCUGUAACCGAAAAUAACGAGCGACCGCAAAGAACCCCCCAAGUCUCCGACUACCUUCGAGUGUUCAACUACGCUACAAAAUGGGACUUUUUCAUCUAUGCCCUGGCUUCAGUUGCUUCCAUCGGCGCUGGAAUCACCAUGCCUCUGAUGAACAUCAUCUUUGGUCAACUCGUCAAUCAGUUCACGGACUUUGCCAAAUCUAGCACUGAAAACUCCAGUGAUGGGUUUCGAGACAUCUUAGACAGACAAGUACUUUACAUCGUGGGCCUCUUUAUCGGUCGCUGGGGUCUUAACUCCAUCAAUAAGUACUGCUUUCGCAUGAUUGGUAUCCGCCUGUCAUCUGCUAUCCGUCUUCAUUACCUCCAAUCCCUGUUCUCCCAGUCCAUCCAUGUUAUCGACUCGAUGCCAGCUGGUGCACCAGCGACCGCCAUCACCUCCACGUCAAACACCCUCCAAGUUGGCAUCUCAGAGCGCUUGGGCACCUUCUUGGAGUAUAACGGUACAAUUUGGGCCUCAAUCAUCGUCGCCUUCGUUUGGAGUUGGGACAUCACUCUGGUCACGGCUUCCUUGAUACUGUACAUGGCCACUGCCAUGUCAAUCACGAUGCCGAUACUGGUCAAGGGCCAGACUGCGACCGGAACUGCAGAUGCUCAAGGUACAGCUAUUGCGAGCGAAGCAUUGAAGGGCAUCCGUCUUGUCACAGCCUGUGGCGCCCAGUCUCGUGUUAUGUCUCGAUAUCAGGAAUGGGUCCGAAAGGCUAUGGUGGAAGGCCAGAAGAUCGCGCCCUUCACUGGCCUGCAUCUUGCCUUUAUUUUCUUUGGUGUGUUUGGCGCAUUCGGUCUGUCCUUCUGGUAUGGCACCAAACGCUACAUUGACGGCGCGAUUGACAACCCUGGAGUCAUCAUCAUUGUACUCAUGUCAGUCAUGUUGAUCAUUACCUCACUGGAGCGUAUCGCGACACCUCUCAUGGCCAUCAGUAAGGCCAUGGUCGCGGCCUGUGAGUUUUUCACUGUUAUUGACGCCCCGCUACCUACUUCAGGCUCUCUCAAGCCAGACAUCACAUCAUGUGACAUUGUUUUUGACGGCGUUACCUUUGAGUACCCAAGCCGCCCCGGUGUUUGUGUUCUCGAUGCUUUGAACCUUUGCAUCCGCUCUGGGCAAAACACGGCCAUUGUCGGACCAUCAGGUUCUGGUAAAAGCACCAUUGUCGGGCUGCUAGAACGUUGGUACUCUCUGAAGGAACAUCACAUCCUCCCUCAAGUUGUCCAAGCAACACCAAAGCCAAAGGCCGACGACAGCCCGGAGGUCUUGCCUGGAGGGGAGGUUGAAGCUUCUGGUAAUGCCAAACUGGCCGGUACAAUCUCAAUCUCGGGUCACAGUAUUGAGGAUCUUGAUCUCAAGUGGUGGCGAUCGCAAAUUGGACUGGUCCAGCAGGAGCCUUUUCUCUUCAACGACACCAUCUUUAACAACGUCGCUCAUGGCCUCAUCGGCUCUAAAUGGCAAGACGAGCCCGAAGAAAAGAAGCGGGCGCUUGUCAGCCAAGCAUGCAAGGAAGCAUAUGCGGACGAAUUCAUCAAUCGGCUCCCCGAUGGCUAUGACACUCGCGUCGGCGAUGGUGGUGCGAAGCUCUCCGGUGGUCAAAAGCAACGUCUCGCGAUCGCCAGAAGUAUCAUUAAGCAACCUCACAUCAUCAUUCUCGAUGAAGCAACCAGCGCGAUUGAUGCGAAAAGUGAGAAGAUCGUCCAAGCCGCUCUCGACAGAGUUACCCAAGGCCGCACAACUAUCACCAUUGCUCACCGCCUCUCUACUAUCAAGAAGGCAGACAACAUCAUUGUUCUACAGAAAGGAAAAGUUGUUGAGCAGGGCGCGCACGCAGAUCUCAUCGCCAGGGCGGGCGUGUACUCUGCCCUGGUUGGAGCACAGGCUCUUCGAGUCGCUGAUCAAGCGGAGGAUACUGCCGCUUUGCCCGACGCCGAGAAGAUUGAGCAUAGCUCAGAGCUGGAGGUUACCAAGAUGGACGUUUCAGUAUCUUCUGGAGAUGAAGGCGAUGCUUCCACCAAGCCACGAGGUUUCUUCCAGAGCUUUGGUCGACUUCUCCGUGAACAACGUGGGAAAUGGCCCAAUUAUCUGGGUAUCAUUUUGUCUUCCAUGGCUGUUGCUGCCGGAACACCGAUCCAGGCCUGGCUCUUUGCUAAAGCUAUUGGAGUGUUUCUUUCUCAGGGCGACGAGCUCAAACGGGAGAGUAACUUCUGGGGUCUCAUGUGGCUCGCACUCGCUGGAGGCGUCGCACUCUCGUAUUUCUGCGAGGGCUGGAUCGGCCUUCGCACACAGUAUUAUAUCAGUGCCGUCUACAAAGCGCAGUAUCUCAACGAUAUGCUUUAUCAGAAGAUGGCUUUCUUUGACCAGGAGGAAAAUUCCCAUGGUACAUUAAGUGCUAGGGUUUCGGGUGAUGCGAAGCAGCUGGAAGAGCUUCUGGGUGUCAAUCUUGCGCUCAUGAUCUCCGCCAUGUUCAAUGUCAUCGGCUGCAUGGCCAUAUCUCUCGCCUUCGGUUGGAAGCUCGGCCUGAUUUGCAUGUCUGUAGCUCUACCAGUCAUGCUAGCCGCGGGUCGCUGGAAGCUCAAACAUGAAGUCCACUUUGACAAGAUGAACUCGGCUGUCUUUAUGGAAAGCUCACAAUUUGCGACCGAAGCGAUUGAGGCAGUCCGUACAGUGUCUUCCCUCACCAUGGAAGACUCCAUCAAUGGCAGAUAUCGCGAGCUCUUGGAUGGCCACGUCAAAAAGGCAAAUCGCAAAGCUCAAUGGACUUCAGCAAUCUUCGGUUUCGCAGACAGUGUCAGCCUUGGUGUCCAAGCGUUGCUUCUCUGGUAUGGAGGCACUCUCUUGGCCAGUGGCGAGUACUCGAUGGAGGCUUUCUUUGUGUGUUUCAUGGCUGUGAUGCAGGGUUCCGAGGCUGGUAGUAUGGGACUCGCCCUUGCGCCCAGUGUCGUACAAGUUACGGCUUCAGCGAACAGGAUCUUGGAUGUGCAGCGGUCUGUAGAUCCUGAUCACCAGAACACAUCUGGACAACUGCAUGCUAUCACAGACACUGAAGGAGGUGUCAAGAUCGAGCUACGGGAUGUCUCGUUCAAAUACCCUACCAGAGACACCCCCAUCUUUGACCAUUUGAACCUCACGAUUGAGAAGGGUCAAUACGCUGCUUUUGUCGGAGCAUCUGGAUGCGGUAAAACUACAAUUAUCUCACUUCUUGAGCGCUUUUACGAUGUCCAACCUGGUAACGGAGCUGUCUUGUGCGAAGGUCAAGACAUCAAGGACAGCAACGUCUUCGAGUAUCGAGAAAAUAUUUCGCUCGUGUCCCAAGAAUCCGCCAUGUUCCGGGGCUCAGUUCGCGACAACGUCCUUUUUGGAAUCUCUGAUCCUGAUUCUGUGUCCGACGACCAGAUUCAUCAAGUCUGUCGCGACGCUUUCAUCCACGACUUUAUAGUUUCUCUUCCUGAAGGCUACAACACCGACGUCGGCCAGCGAGGCGUGUCAAUGUCGGGCGGCCAAAAGCAACGGAUUGCUAUUGCGCGCGCUCUGAUUCGAGAUCCUAAGCUCUUGCUCUUGGAUGAAGCGACAUCGGCUCUCGACUCGGAAUCCGAAAAGAUGGUUGCAGCUGCGAUUGACCAGGCUCGCAACGGGAGGACUGUCAUCUCAGUAGCUCAUAGGUUGUCAACCAUCCAGAAUGCUGAUGUCAUCUUUGUCUUUGAUGACGGUAAAGUGGUAGAGAAGGGGACACAUACUGAGCUUGUCAACAAGCAUGGUAUCUAUUGGGAAAUGUGCCAGAGCCAGGCUUUGGAUCGAUGA